UAUUGGUUCUUAUGCUUUCAAUGAUUAUGCCGAUAACGACUAUGCCCUUCCGUAUGUACUACUCCUACUUGAAUUCCCAAUCCACAAACAUACAAAUCUACGAUUUCGUCUCUUUAUAUAGCGUUUGAGAAACCAACGAAACUUGUCUAUUCGAACAAUAAUAACAUUGUGCUCUGUUUCCAACCCGGCGUAGACAUGGGAACCGUUCGCCACACCAAACCCACCACCACCACUUUGGCUGCUUUUCUUGACCUGGAGGACCAACAAACCCAAUCUUGCCCCAAUUGUCGCUGCUCCAGAAAUUCCGCGAUUUCUCUCCCGCCAAAGCCAGCUCUCUCUCGGACCGCUAGAGCCAUCGUCUUUGGUACGAUUCUGAUCAAAAGAGUUCGUGAGAGAAAAACCCACCGUCAACCAAAAUAUGACGGUCGGAAGCGAAGUUUGUUGCUGGAUUCUGUAAGGGUUCCCGUAAAGGAAAACAGGGAAUCGGUGAAAAGAGAAUUGGACGGAAUUUAUCAAGAAAACAGAGAGAUUCCUCUUUCAUCUGGUUCGAUUCAAUCCUUUUCAAUUUCAAUAUCAGAACCCAAAAUUUCAAAUAAGAAAACUGGCUGUGGCAAUGAAGCCAUUGGCGUGAAGCAGAGAGAGGUGGAGCGGAGCAGGAGGAGUUGCUAUGCAUUCAAUUCUAGCGUUAGAUUGCUUAUGGUGAGUCUUGGAGUGACAGUGAUGCAAGGCAGAGUACUUGGAAUUUUGAUCACUUCAAUUUCGGUCUACUUUUUUGCUUGGAUGCAGAUGGAGGAUUGUUGGCUGAAGAAUAAAGCAACAAAAUUUAUGGAAAACCGAGAAAAUAGGCAUUAAAUCUUUGACUUGAAAAAUCUUUAUCAUUUGUGGAAGUUCUCACUUGUCAAAAGGACUGUGUUUUCUGUUCCUCUUCUUCUCCAUUACAUUCUGUUUUUUUACCCGUUGGAUUCUGUUUUAUUGUUCUGAGAAAUCCUUUCCUUAAGCCAGGUGUUGGAUUUUGAUGUUAGUCAAUCCAUUUGGUUGUGAAAGUUAAACCCAAUUAUAACUCUGGGAUUAAGUGUUGUAAUCUUAUGGCAACAACUACCCAUGUGCCUUUCAUAGUGACAAAAUUAAUUAUGAUUUUUGUGUUUAAUCUCA
This is a messenger RNA of Cucumis melo (muskmelon), 1152 nucleotides long. RefSeq lists its product as uncharacterized. The transcript has 2 exons. Lineage: Eukaryota; Viridiplantae; Streptophyta; Magnoliopsida; Cucurbitales; Cucurbitaceae. The record is from RefSeq and is a predicted model, not a curated record. The coding region runs from base 196 to 852 and encodes 218 amino acids.